This is a messenger RNA of Protopolystoma xenopodis, 636 nucleotides long. The record is from the annotation of a GenBank genome assembly. NCBI's taxonomy places the organism in Eukaryota, Metazoa, Platyhelminthes, Monogenea, Polystomatidea, Polystomatidae.
AUGAGUAAGCUGGUCGUUAGUAUUAACUUGUUUCAGAUAUGUAUUCGACAAACGAAUUAUCGUAAAUUAUGUGUGCUUUCAUUCUUAUCCUGGCAUGUAUGUACAAAUAUCAAUAUUGAACAGAAAAAUAAAUCCAGUCGGAAAUCACUUGCGACAGAACCCGCCUCCUCAUCUAUUUUGGGGGCUUCUGAACCCGGAUCAUCAGAUGAAUUGCACAAACCUGCAAGUCCAGACAAGGUAGUAUCUGCAGAGACCUUGCGAUCAGAAGCUUUAGAACAACUCUAUCGGCAACUCUUUCUUCCACGCCCUGGACAGAUUUUUGGCUCGCCUGGUUCACUAAGUCGGUUAGGCUCCAUAUCAUGUGAAGAUGCCGGUCAAGCUAAUUUAGAUUCAGCAUCAGCAUCUACGAUGAGAGUGGAGGAGUCCGAAAUCAGUGGGGGAAAAGUGUCCUCCAAAAGCAAAGAGGAGAAGAGCAGCCAGCUAUCAAGAGACGACAAUCUUGACUACAUCCUCACAAUUGUGUAUAGAAUCGCCUGCUUUGUGGCUGAAGGAUCUGGGCCAAGAUUUCCUUCUGAGAAAAUACCCGAAUAUAAGUGCGCUUUCUUAGAUUUUGCUGGCAUGAUGGAUCGAUUGUAG